UAAAAAAAAUUGAAAAGUUUUUGGUGUGGUAACAUAAACUAGUAAAAUUGAUAUGGAAUGCUAAAGUUUUGAUGUGGUAACAUAAACGGUUAACAAUGUAGCUGCCCGACUACUCUUUUGACUUAAUCAAUGAGUUGUUUUUUGGAUUAUAACAAGUCGACGGAUAUUAGCAAACAAUAUUCUUGUAAUAUUAUUAUCUACAUUCUAGUUGAGACGACCCGAUCGUAAAUAAUGUUCAUUUUCAUAAAAUAUAUAAAAACUACAAAUUAAGAGGCGUUAAGGGUCGGAUUGACGUGACAUGGUGUUAUUUUGUGCCAUUUAAUAACUGGUCAAAUGUCAAUGCUGUUGAUUUAAUCAAAGCUCAAAACCAUAUAAUAUUGCUAAUUAUAAUAUUUUAAUUUUAACUGCCACACAAUUAGUUAAUGUCUUUUUCCACCUUUUAGCUUUUUAUUAGUCCUCCUGAAGUGGGAAUGAUUAGGCUCGCGUCAGGACCAAACCCCAUUGAUCCUUCUCUAUCUCUCGUUCACUAAUACAAAGAGAUCCGUAUCAUCAGGUUAGAUCCUCUUUGCAUUUUGAUUUUCAUUAUGUUCAUGUUUCUCCAUCAUACGUGUUAUUGAAUUGAACAAGGCAGGGCUCCUACUACUUUCAAGUUUCUCUCCACGAACGAAGUUUACGCUUUGAAGCUGUCCUCCUUAGAGAUUAAAGAUUUUUCACCAAACAUGAGUGCUCACCAACUUGAGGAUGAUUCUCAGCAAGAUAACAAGGUUAGCAAAUUGAAAUCUGCGUUAGGACCACUCUCAGGACAUAGUUUAGUUUUCUGCUCUGAUGCUUCCUUGAGGAGAUACUUGGAUGCUCGUAGCUGGAAUGUCGAAAACGCCAAGCAAAUGAUUGAGGAGACACUUAAAUGGAGAUCAACAUACAAGCCUCAUGAGAUCCCUUGGCAUGAAGUAGCACAUGAAGGUGAGACUGGAAAAGUUUCAAGAGCUAGUUUUCAUGAUCGUCAAGGUAGGACUGUGCUUAUAAUGAGACCAGGUUUACAGAACACAACAUCAGCAGAAGGUAAUAUCAGGCACUUGGUGUAUCUUCUUGAAAACGCAAUCAUUAAUCUUCCCAAAGGACAAGAGCAAAUGUCUUGGCUCAUAGAUUUUACUGGUUGGUCCAUGGCUAAUAACGCUCCCAUGAAAACAACAAGAGACAUUAUCUACAUUCUACAGAAUCAUUACCCUGAGAGACUCGGUAUGUCCUUUCUCUACAAUCCCCCAAGACUUUUCCAAGCAGGCUACAAGGCUGUUAAGUACUUCUUGGACCCAAGAACAGCUCAAAAGGUGAACUUCGUGUACCCAAAAGACAAAGCAAGUGAUGAACUGAUGAGAUCACACUUUGAUAUGGAGAAUCUCCCCAAGGAGUUUGGUGGAGAAGCAACACUAGAGUAUGACCAUGAGGAAUUCUCAAGACAAAUGUUUGAAGACGAUCUCAAAACCGCAAAGUUCUGGGGGUUAGAAGAGAAACAGUAUCCGAUACCAAACGGUUUCUCUCCAGCCGAUGUUGUUCCUGAACCGGCCACUUCUCUUGCAUCAGUAGCUAACUGAGAGUUGAAUCUGCAUAUAAA
Molecule: messenger RNA, 1609 nt
Organism: Brassica oleracea var. oleracea
Lineage: Eukaryota; Viridiplantae; Streptophyta; Magnoliopsida; Brassicales; Brassicaceae
Product: CRAL-TRIO domain-containing protein C23B6.04c-like
Exons: 6
Coding region: 720-1589 (289 amino acids)
Molecular function (GO): phosphatidylinositol transfer activity
Source: RefSeq, a predicted model, not a curated record